Biomphalaria glabrata is the source of this 1053-nucleotide messenger RNA. Its product is annotated as isatin hydrolase-like. The record is from RefSeq and is a predicted model, not a curated record. Gene Ontology annotation, molecular function: arylformamidase activity. The transcript is spliced from 6 exons. NCBI's taxonomy places the organism in Eukaryota, Metazoa, Mollusca, Gastropoda, Planorbidae. Bases 58 to 855 code for a protein of 265 amino acids.
UAUUGUCAUGCAAGUGUCCAGGAACUGAUUUCUACCGAAAGAUCAAGACUAGGAAAGAUGCUUCCAGGUGCAAGUCUGCUUUUGCUGUCUGCAGCGCUCUGGGGACUGAGUGAGGGAUGUUGGGGCACCCCAGGAUGUCGGGUUGUGGAUAUGUCUCAUUCUCUGGACACCCGUUCUCAAAAAUUUCCAAUCAUGCCAGAUUUUCAUUUAACUCUUCUGACAAGGGGAAUUCAAGAUGGUGGAUACUGGACCGAGUACUACAAGUUUGACACGCCGGAACACAUCAGCACGCACAUGGAUGCGCCCUCACACUUUGCACAAGAGGGCUGGAAGCUGAACGAGAUCCCGAUUGAACGCUUCAUGGGGCCUGGAGUGGUCAUUGACAUCAGAGCCAAAGCAGCCAGAAAUCCAGACUACAGACUGGGCAUUGUGGAUCUAAGAACAUGGGAGAAAAGGUAUGGAAAGAUUCCUGAUGGCGCGAUUGUCUUUCUGUGGUCUGGCUGGGAUGUCAGGUACCCAAACACGACAUUAUUCUUCAAUACAAAUCCUUCGGAUGCCAGUUUUCAUUUCCCAGGAUUUCAUCCGGCGGCCAUGUCUUGGCUUGUGAACAAGCGCAACAUCAGUAUGAUAGGCGUGGACACGCCCUCUGUGGACUACGGACCUAGCACCACGUUUGAGACUCACCAGGUCAUGUGCAAGGCCAACAUUAUGGGUCUGGAGAUGGUCAACAACCUGGGUUUGAUCCCGGCCUCCGGCGCUCACAUCACGGCUCUACCCAUUAAGCUGCUGAACGGCAGUGGAGGGCUGACGAGAGUUGUAGCCACUUUUUUUCAAGAAAAGAACUGCGCAUAUUAAAAACAGUGUAUUCAAUCUUAGACAACCACCAGCACAGUGUAACAGCUCCGUUGUUUUCCAAAAACAAGGGACUUAACCAGGUAAUUGCUAGUACAGCAGGUUUAUCGAACCUGCAACUGACAGUAGGCCCUAAAACUAGAUAGAAAAAAUUCAAAUAUUAUUGACAUUUGAGUAUACAGAAAUAAAAACACAAAUAUU